ACCCCAGAGGCUCAAAGUGCCUGGUGGUGGUUCCCUGUGAGUGACACAUACGCACUAGCAGGGACAGAGAGGCCCAUUUUCAGAGAGAGCUGGCCUCUGAGGGGAGGGUGUCAGCAGGUCCAAUCCAGUUCUGAGCAGCUGUAGCUACCAAACGUGAGGCCAGGAUAAAGCCUCCCCACCACCAGGGCCCAGCCUUGGACAGACUGGCAUCCAAGCUACGGGACAGUCUGGCAUUAUCUCGGCUCCACUGUGGCAGCGCUGCUCAAGCCCGAGCCUCAGGUCCCCCGAAGGUGGCUUGAGGGUUGGGCACCAUGCUGCUUCUGGCCUUCCUCUUUGGGAUGCUGUGGGUGCUAGCUAAUGGGCAGUGGUGUGAACACACAGAAAUCAUCUACGUGGAGGAGGAAGUAGUAACCUCCCAUCAGGAGGACCUGGUGCCCUGCACCAGCCUCUACCAUUACAGCCUCCUAGGCUGGCGUCUGAACACACCUUGGAGUGGCCAUGCAGGGCUCACCAGGUCCCCAGAACCUAGGCUCUGCCCCAUCUACAAACCCCCCAAGACCCAGCCUGUCACCUGGAACCGGACAGUGAGGGCUUGCUGCCCAGGCUGGGGGGGCACACAGUGCACUGAUGCCCUUGCUGAAGCCAGCCCUGAUGGCCAGUGCUUUUCCAGGUGGCAGUGCCAGCCUCUGGCAGGCUCAGCUAAUACUUCUUCAGGAAGCCUGGAAGAGUGCUGUGCCCAGCCCUGGGGACGCAGCUGGUGGAACAGCAGCUCCCAGGUCUGCCUCAGUUGCUCCAACAGACACCUUCCAGGGGAUGCUUCCUCUGCAGCCCUCCUACAGCCCCUGGCAGGAGCUGUGGGCCAGCUCUGGAGGCAGCACCAGCGACCCGCAGCCACUUGCGCCACCUGGUCAGGCUUCCACUACCGCACAUUUGACGGAUGCCACUACCACUUCCUGGGCCACUGCACCUACCUGCUGGAGGGUGCUGCUGAUUCCACUUGGGCUGUCCACUUGGGGCCCCAAGGCCACUGCUCCCAGCCUGGGCACUGCCAGCUGGUCCGUGUGAUGAUGGACUCCGAGGAUGUGCUCAUCCAGGGCAGUGCAGUCUCUGUGAGGGGGCAGCUGAUAGCUGAGGGGGAGUCACAACUGCUCCAUGGGCUGAUCCUGCAGUGGCAAGGGGACUGGCUGGUGCUGUCCGGGGGUCCAGGGGUUGUUGUGAGGCUGGACAGGUCCAGUUUGGUCUUGGUCUCCAUGGACCAAGAGCUCCAGGAACAGACGCAGGGCCUCUGUGGACUCUACAAUGGCCGGCCAGAGGAUGACUUCAUGGAGCCAGGCGGCAGGCUGGCUGUGCUGGCUGCCACCUUUGGGAAUUUCUGGAAGCUCCCUGACUCUGAGCCUGGGUGUCUGGAUGCAGUGGAGGCAGCCCAGGGCUGUGAAGGCCCUGUGGAGGGUGCAGAGGCAGGCAUGGAGGCUGGCCAGCUACAGGCUGAGGUCCAGGAUGUGUGCCACCAGCUGCUGGAGGGUCCAUUCAGGCAAUGCCAUGCUCAGGUUCCCCCUGAUGAGUACCACAAGGCCUGCCUCUUUGCCUACUGCACAGGAGCUGCGGUGGGCCAUGGUCAAGAGGGCCGGCGGGAGGCUGUGGGUGCCACCUUUGCCAACUUUGUCCAGGCCUGUGCCAGGCAGCACAUCCAUGUGCACUGGAGGAAGCCCAGCUUCUGUGAGCGCCUGUGCCCGCGAGGCCAGCUCUGCUCUGACUGUAUCUCGUCCUGCCCAGCCAGCUGCUCUGCGGUGGGCCAGGAUGAGGAAGGGCCCUGCGGGGAGGAGUGUGUGAGUGGCUGUGGGUGCCCACCUGGGCUCUUCUGGGAUGGCACCCACUGUGUGCCUGCUGCCUACUGCCCCUGCUACCAUCGGCGCCAGCGCUAUGCCCCUGGUGACACUGUGCACCAGCAGUGCAACCCAUGUGUGUGCCAGGAUGGCCGCUGGCAUUGUGUCCAGGCCCCAUGCCCCACUGAGUGUGCAGUGGGUGGUGAUGGGCACCUCACUUUUGAUGGACGGAGCUUCUCCUUCUGGGGUGGAUCAGGCUGCCGUUAUAUCCUGGUGCAGGACCACAUGUGGAAGCAGCUUCUGAUGGUGCUGGAGCAUGGGGCCUGUGACUCUGGGAGCUGCCUCCAUGCCCUCUCUAUCUCCCUAGAGGACACCCAAAUCCAACUCAGGGACUCAGGAGCGGUGCUGCUGGAUGUGCAGGAUGUGGGCUUACCCUGGACUGGCACUGCUGGCCUCAUUGUCUCCCGAGCCUCCUCCUCCUUCCUGCUGCUAAGUUGGCCUGGGGCUUGGGUCCUCUGGGGAGUGGCCUACCCUGCAGUCUACAUCACCCUGGAUCCCCGCCACGCCCACCAGGUACAAGGUCUAUGUGGCACCUUCACCUGGAACCAGCAGGAUGACUUCCUGAUGCCAGCUGGGGAUGUGGAGACCAGCAUUGCUGCUUUUGCUAGCAAGUUCCAGGUGGCAGACAGUGGCAGGUGCUCUCCAGAGGACAGUGCCCUGCUCUACCCCUGCAGCACCCACUCCCAGCACCUUGCUUUCGCGGAGGCAGCCUGUGCCAUCCUGUACAGCCCAGUCUUCCAGGCAUGCCAUGUGGUGGACAGGGAGCCCUUCCAGCUGCGCUGCUUGGCAGCUAUGUGUGGCUGUGCCCCUGGAAGGGACUGCCUAUGCCCAGUGCUCUCUGCCUAUGCACGCCGCUGUGCCCAGGAGGGUGCCCUGCUGCUUUGGAGGAGCCAGACCCUUUGCUCUGUCCCUUGUCCUGGUGGCCAGGAGUACCAGGAGUGUGCCCCAGCAUGUGGCCACCACUGUGGGGAGCCAGAAGAUUGUGACAAGCUAGGCAGCUGUGCGGCUGGUUGUAACUGCCCCCCAGGGCUGCUGUGGGACCCUGAGGGCCAGUGUGUGCCCCCCAGCUUGUGCAUCUGCCAGCUUGGAACCCGUCGCUACACCCUUGGCAGUGUCACACAGGAGGACUGCAACCACUGCAUCUGCCAGGAGAGGGGCCUCUGGAACUGCAUGGCUGACCACUGUCCUGAAGCAGGCCUCUGUCCCCAGGAGCUUGUCUAUGCCCCCAGCACCUGCCUCCUCACCUGCAACAGCCCUAAUGUCAACCAAUCCUGCCUGACAGGCAGUUCUGAUGGCUGUGUCUGUCCCCCUGGCACUGUGUUGCUGGAUGAACACUGUGUACCUCCUGACCUCUGUCCCUGCCGUCACAGUGGGCAGUGGUACCCACCUCAUGCCACCAUCCAGGAGGACUGCAACAUUUGUGUGUGCCAGGGCCAGCAAUGGCACUGCACAGGCCAGCGGUGCAGCGGGUGGUGCCAGGCAUCAGGCGCCCCCCACUAUGUGACAUUUGACGGGCUGUCCCUCACCUUCCCUGGGGCCUGUGAGUACCUGUUGGUACGAGAGACUGGUGGCCACUUCAGCAUCUCAGCUCAGAACCUGCUCUGCGGGGCCAGCAACCUCACCUGCACCAAGGCGCUGACCGUGCGUGUGGAGAGCACCGUUGUGCACAUGCUCAGAGGCCAGGCAGUGACAGUGAAUGGGGUGAGGGUAAGACUCCCCAAGGUCUACACAGGCCCUGGCUUCAGCCUGCGUCAUGCUGGCCUCUUCCUGCUGCUGACAACUCACCUGGGCCUCACCCUGCUCUGGGACAGAGGUACUCGGGUACUGGUCCAGCUGUACCCCCACUUCCAAGGUCGUGUGGCUGGCCUGUGUGGAGACUUUGAUGGCAACACCAGCAAUGAUCUGCGGAGCCGCCAAGGUGUCCUGGAGCCCACGGCUGAGCUGGCAGCCCACUCCUGGCGCCUUAAUCCCCUGUGCUCAGAGCCAGGAGAGCUGCCACAUCCCUGUGCCGUGAAUGCCCACCGGGCAGCCUGGGCCCGGGCCCCCUGUGGGGUGAUGCUAUAGCCGCUGUUCGCCCCAUGCCACGCAGAGGUGCCCCCACAGCAGCACUACGAGUGGUGUGUGUACGACGCCUGCAGCUGUGAUUCGGGGGGUGACUGUGAGUGCCUCUGCUCAGCCAUUGCCACCUAUGCAGAUGAGUGCGCCUGACACAGACACCACGUGCGUUGGCGCAGCCAGGAGCUCUGCCCCCUGCAGUGUGAAGGGGGACAGGUAUACGAGGCCUGUGGCCCCGCAUGUCCUCCCACCUGCCACGACCACCAAGCUGAACCUAGAUGGCACUGCCAGGCUGUCACCUGUGUGGAAGGCUGCUUCUGCCCUGUGGGGACUCUGCUGCACGGAGGAGCCUGUGUGGAGCCAGCUGCCUGCCCCUGUGAGUGGGGUGGCAACUUCUUCCCACCAGGGACAGUGCUGCAGAAGGACUGUGGGAACUGCACAUGCCAGCACAGUCAGUGGCACUGCGGGGGUGACAGUGCCCCCUGUGAGGAGCUGGUGCCUGGCUGUGCAGAAGGAGAGGCCCCAUGCCAGGAGAGUGGGCACUGUGUGCCACAUGAGUGGCUUUGUGACAACCAGGAUGACUGCGGCGAUGGCUCAGAUGAGGAGGGUUGUGCCAACCCAGGCUGUGGGCAGGGCCACAUGUCUUGCCACUCUGGCCACUGUGUGCCCCUGGCCUUGCUCUGUGAUGGCCAGGAUGACUGUGGUGAUAGCACGGAUGAACAGGGCUGCCAGUGCCCCUCUGACUCACUGGCCUGCACUGAUGGGCGCUGCCUGCCCCUUGCCCUGCUGUGUGACGGGCACCCUGACUGUCUGGACGCUGCCGAUGAGGAGUCCUGUCUGGGGCAGGUGAAGUGUGACCCUGGGGAGGAAUCCUGCAUCGAUGGUACCUGUGUGGACGCCUUCCAGCUGUGUGAUGGAGUCUGGGACUGCCCAGAUGGGGCCGAUGAGGGCCCUGGACACUGACUGCUGCCCUCUCUGCCCACACCCCCUGCUGGCACAACACCUGCCCCCUCCAUGGGCUCCCUGGAAGGUGCACCAAGUCCCCUGGGUAGUGCCAGCCCUGAGUUCAAGUGCAGCAGUGGCGAGUGCACCCCACGUGGCUGGCGCUGUGACCAGGAGGAGGACUGCACGGAUGGCAGCGAUGAGCUGGGAUGCACGUGGCCUUGUGCGCCACACCUCGUGCCCUGUGCCUGUGUCAGUGUGCACUGUGUGUCCCCUGGGCAGUUGUGCGAUGGCGAGCCGCAGUGCCCGGAUGGCUGGGAUGAGAGUUCCGAGGCCUGUGAGGCGCUGCCCGCCCCAGCAGGUCACAACAGAACAGGGUUCCCCUGCCCAGAAUACUCAUGCCCUAAUGGCAUCUGCAUUGGCUUCCAGAGGGUGUGUGAUGGGCAGCCUGACUGCAAGGUGGUCCUGAAGGAUUCGGGGCCCUCUCCUGAGGAGCAGGCUUGUGGGGCCUGGAGCUCCUGGAACCUGUGGGAGCCAUGCAGCCAGACCUGCGGGGCUGGGGUGCAUAGCCGAAGUCGCCGCUGCUCCCCACCUGGGCUCCCGGUGCUGCAGCAUUGCCCAGGCCCCGAGCAUCAAUCUCAGGCCUGCUUUGCCGAGGCCUGCCCAGUGGACGGUGAAUGGGGCUCCUGGUCUCCCUGGUCUCCAUGCUCUGAGCAGUGUGGAGGCACCAUGACGCGGCAAAGGCAGUGCCACCCUCCCCAGAAUGGGGGCCAGGCCUGUGCCCUGCUGCCUGGGGACCCUCCCAGCAUCCUGGAGACCAAGCCUUGCCCUCAGGAUGGCUGCCCCAAUGCCACCUGCUCUGGGGAGCUGGUGUUCUGGCCCUGUGCCCCCUGCCCUUUGACCUGUGAUGAUGUCUCUGGCCAGGCUGUAUGCCCACCUGAGCAGCCCUGCAGCAGCCCAGGCUGCUGGUGCCCUAAAGGGCAGGUGCUAGGCAAUGAAGAACAGUGUGUGUGGCCCUGGCAGUGCCCCUGCCUGGUGGCUGGUGCCCGCUACUGGCCUGGGCAGCGAAUCAAGGUUGACUGCCAGCUCUGUGUCUGCCAGGAUGGGCGGCCCCGGCGCUGCCGACCCAACCCAGACUGCGCUGUGAACUGUGGCUGGUCCUCCUGGUCCCCCUGGUCUGAGCGCCUGGGCCCCUGUGGGAGCCAGAGCAUCCAGUGGUCCUUCCGGAGCCCCAACAACCCCCGCCAGGCUGGCAGAGGUCGCCAGUGCAGAGGCAUCCACCAUAAGGCCCGAAGGUGCCAGACGGAGCCGUGCCGGGGCUACAAGCAGCAGGGCCACAUGUGGUAAGUGGGGGAGCGCUGGCGCAGGGGCCCCUGCAUUGUGUGCCAGUGUCUGGACCUCAGCACCGUGCGCUGCUCCCCCUACUGCCCUCUAGGCAGCUGCCCCCAGGGCUUUGUCCUGGUGGAGGGAGCAGGAGAAUCAUGUUGCCACUGUGCCCUGCCUGGAGAGAACCAGACAGUGCGCCUUAUGGCCACUCCAGUCCCGGCUCCAGACUCCAGCCCUCAGAUGGGGCCCUCUCUGGUCACCUACAUUCUGCCCCCACUGGGAGAUUCCUGCUCUUAACCCCUGGGCCUGGCCCGACCACCCAAGGGCAUCCUGCAGGCAUCACCCCUGCAGCUGGAGCACCCCACCCAUGCGGCUCUCCUGGGGGUCCCCACUGAGGCCUCUGGCCCAGAAGAGGAUGCUCAUGCCGAGUGGCACUCCCAGCCUCCCUACCUGCAGGUGGACCUACUGUGGCCCCGGAACCUCUCUGGCAUCGUGGUGCAAGAGACUCGUUCCUCUGAUGCUAAUGUCCCCAGUUUCUCCUUCCAGUUCAGCAGCGAUGGUCUACACUGGCAUGACUAUCGUGACAUCCUGCCUGGCACUCUGCCCCUACCCAAGCCUUUCCCUGGGAGCCAGGCCAAUGUGGCCCCUAAGGGAUGGAUAUUUGGCCGGCUGGUCCAGGCAAGAUACAUGAGGGUCUGGCCACAUACUACCUACCGCAGUGAGGGCCACAGCAUCUUCCAGUGGGCAGAGCUGCUGGGCUGUGGGCCAGUGUCCCUGAUGGCAUCCCAGUGCCCAGGAUCCGGGCUCCGCUGUGCCAGCGGGAAGUGUGCCCCAAGUGGGGCCCCAUGCGAUGGAGCUGCAGACUGCGAGGACAGCUCUGAUGAGGAGGGCUGUGGGCCCUCACCCGUGGGGACUGGCGGAGUCCAUCCCACAGCCAGGACCAUAGCCCUCUCUUCCACCCAGGCCUGGGAGGCUUCGGCAGAGACUGGAUAUUGGCAUGCCAAGCAGAGGUCCCCCACACCUCCUGAAGAAGAGAGGCCAGAGAGUCCUGUUGAAGCCUCUGAGUCUCCCCACCUGCAUUCUGGGGAACCCAUGCAGACCAUGGCCACUGCAUCUACACGCCACCUUGGGGCCAUAAGCCUGCAGCCAGGAAUAGCAGCUGUGACCAUGCUCCCCCCACAUCCACUGAUGCCGGUGACUCCUGCUGGCCACAGCGUCGCCCCCAAGCCCUUCCCACCUGUGAGGUGUAGCCCUGGGCAGGUGGCCUGCAAGGUGCUAGGCUGUGUGGAAAGGGCACAGCUCUGCGAUGGGAAGGAGGACUGCCUGGAUAGCUCUGAUGAGUGGCACUGUGUGAGCACAGAGCUCUUCACGGUGCCCACCACAGUGCUGCCUGGGCUGCCGGCCUCAAGGGCCCUCUGCUCCCUGAGCCAGCUGCACUGUGGCAGUGGGGAGUGUCUGCCAGCUGAGCAGAGGUGCGACCUGCACCCAGACUGCCAGGAUGGCUCAGACGAGGAUGGCUGUGUGGACUGCACCUCACCUUGGUCUGGCUGGAGUGGCUGCAGCCGCAGCUGUGGCCUGGGCCUCUCCUUCCAGCACCGGAAGCAGCUGCGUCCUCCCUUGCCUAUGGGCAGCUGCUUGAUGGACCAGUUGCGCAGCCAGCCCUGCUUUGUGCAGGCCUGCCCAGUGGCUGGAGCGUGGGCAGAGUGGGAGAUGUGGAGCCCCUGCAGCGUCUCCUGUGGGGGUGGCCACCGGAGCCGCCAAAGGAGCUGUGUGGACCCCCCACCCAAGAAUGGUGGUGCCCCCUGCCCUGGGACGUCCCAGGAGAUGGUGCCCUGCGGCUUGCAGCCCUGUACAGGUGACACAGACUGUGAGCAGAGCCAUGUGUAUGUGAAUGCAGAGCUGUGCCAGGAGGGGCUGGUGCCCCUGUGUCCACCCUCCUGCCUGGAUUCCGAGGCCAACAGGAGCUGCACUGGACAGUGUGUGGAGGGAUGCCGCUGUCCCCCGGGGCUCCUCCUCUAUGACUCUCACUGCCUGUCUCUCUCUGAGUGCCCUUGCCUUGUGGGUGAAGAGCUGAGGCAGCCAGGGUCAUCCUUCCUGAUGGACAACUGCAGCCGCUGCAUAUGUGAGAAGGGUGCAUUGCAGUGUGAACCAAGUGACUGCCCCCAGCCUUGCGGCUGGUCAGCCUGGUCCCCCUGGGCUCUCUGUGACCAAUCCUGUGGCCCUGGAAUGAAGGCCAGGUUCAGGUCUCCCUCCAACCCUCCUGCUGCUUUCGGAGGAGCCCCCUGUGAGGGUGACAGUCAGGAGCUGCAGGCCUGCCACACAGUGAGGAAUUGGGCUGGACACUCUGGACACCCUGGUCCCCCUGCUCACAGAGCUGCCUUGUCCCUGGAGGGAGCCCUGGAUGGCAACGACGUUUCCGGUUCUGCCUCAGCCCCAGGGACACCUGCCAAGGAGAGGCGAGCCAGGAGGAGCCCUGCAGCCCCCCACUGUGCCCAGCACUGCGUUUGGCGCUGUCAGCCUGGCUGCUACUGUUCCCUGGGCCAAGUGUUGAGUGCUGAUGGAACCAUCUGUGUGCAGCCUGGUCACUGUGGCUGCCUGGACCUGCUGACUGGGGAGUGGUACCAUCCAGGCACCCAGCUAGCCAGGCCUGAUGGCUGCAACCACUGCACCUGCUUGGAGGGGAGGCUCAAUUGCACAGACCUGCCCUGUCCAGUGCCCGGAAGCUGGUGCCCAUGGUCAAAGUGGACAGCAUGCUCCCAACCCUGCAGAGGGCAGGCAAGGAGCCGCAGCAGAGCCUGUGCCUGUCCCACCCCUCAGCACGGUGGUGCCCCAUGCCCUGGGGAGACCGGAGCCCAGCAUCAGAGGGAACCCUGCCCCAGCUCCACCGCAUGCCCAGUGGGUGGAGGCUGGAGUCCUUGACCAUGGUCUUCCUGCGACAUGUGCCUGGGGCAGUCCCACUGGAGGCGAGUGUGCACCCAGCCACCCAGUUCUGAGGGAGGCAGGCCGUGCCCUGGGGCCCAUGAGCAGAGUCACCCAUGUCAGAACAAUUCCACAAAGUGCACAGACUGUGGAGGUGGUCAGGAUCUACUGCCCUGUGGACAGCCUUGCCCCCGCUCCUGCCAGGAUUUGUCCCCUGGGAGUGUGUGUCAGCCAGGUCCAAUGGGCUGCCAGCCCAGCUGCAGAUGUCCCCUAGGCCAGCUCGCCCAGGACGGGUUCUGUGUACUCCCAGCCCACUGCCGCUGCCAAUAUCAGCCUGGAGCCAUGGGAGUCCCUGAGAACUACAGCCGGUCAGUAGGAUCUGGGCUCAGCUCCUGGGAGAGUCUGGAACCUGGAGAGGUGGUGACUGGGCUAUGUGACAACUGCACCUGUGUGGCAGGCAUCCUGAAGUGCCAGGAGUUACCCAGCUGCCCUGGCGCUGGCGUGUGGGGGUCCUGGGGCCCCUGGGAGGACUGCAGUGUUUCUUGUGGGGGAGGGGAGCAGCUGCGCUCCUGGCUCUGCCCCCCACCCCCCUGCGCUGGACUGGCCCGGCAGAGCUGUACCUGCCACACCCAGGUCUGCAGAGAGGUAGGCUGCCCAGCUGGCUGUCUGUACUGUGAGUGCCAACCCACUGAGGGAUGCCUCUUCUCCUGUGCCCAUGUCAUGGGCCAGGUGGCCUGCUUCUGCAGUGGCUGCGAGGAGGGCUGCCACUGUCCCAAGGGUACCUUCCAGCACCGCUCAGCCUGUGUCCAGGAGUGCCCCUGUGUGCUGACAGCUGUGGUGCUCCAGGAGCUGGGAGCCACCAGCACUGAGCCUGGGACAUCCCCAUCCUCUCUGGGAGAGGAGAGUCAGCACUUUGGGCAUGGAGAUGAGUUGGGCCCAGGCCAGAUGUUUCAAACCGGCUGCAGCAACUGCUCCUGCAUGCACGGGAGGCUGUCCUGCUCCAUGGACAACUGCUCCCAGACUAGGGGCGGCUUCAGUCCCUGGGGCCCAUGGGGCCCAUGGGGCCCAUGCCCCCACUCCUGUGGCCAGCUGGGCACCCGCACCCACACCUGCUAGUGUGUGCACCCCACACCUGCUCCCGGUGACCAGGGCUGCCUGGGGCCCCAACAGGACCUGGAGGACUGCCCUAGCCCAGACUGCCCUGGGGCUGAAGGGUCCACAGUGGAACCAGUGACAACCCUUACAGGUGGCUGGGGCCCAUGGUCACUGUGGUCCCCCUGCUCCCGCAGCUGCACAGACCCUGCUCACCCUGCACGGCGCAGCCACAUGCGUCCAUGCCUGGCUAACUGUACAGUGGGGGAGCCGGCGCAGAAGCGUCCCUGCAACCUACCCUCCUGUACAGAGACGCCUCUGUGCCCCGACCCUGGCUGUGGGAACUGUUCCUGGACCUCCUGGGCCCCGUGGGAGCCAUGCUCCCGCAGUUGCGGGGUGGGCCAGCAGCGUCGCCUAAGAGCAUACCGUCCUCCGGGGCCCGGAGGACAUUGGUGCUCAGAUAUCUUUACUGCUUACCAGGAGCGCCGCUUCUGCAACCUGUGUGCUUGCCCAGUGCCAGGGGGAUGGUCACGCUGGAGCCCCUGGUCUUGGUGUGACCGGAGCUGUGGAGGGGGCCGAUCGCUGAGGAGCCGGAGCUACUCGAGCCCCCCACCCAAAAAUGGGGGUGACCCCUGUGUCAGAGAGAGGCACCACUCCCGGGUCUGCAAUCCCAUGCCCUGUGAGGAAGACUGCCCAGCAGGGAUGGAGCUGGUCAACUGUGCCAACCACUGUCCCUGCCGCUGCUCAGACCUACAGGAUGGAGUGGUGUGUGAGGACCACCAGGCCUGCCAGCAAGGCUGCCGGUGCCCUGAGGGGUCUCUGGAGCAGGACGGCAGCUGCGUGCCACUUGGGUGCUGUGAGUGCACAGAUGCCCAAGGCCACAGCUGGGCCCCAGGGAGCUGGCACCAAGAUGCCUGCAACAACUGCUCCUGCCGGGCUGGACACCUCUCCUGCACAACCUUGCCCUGCCCAACACCUACCCACUGUGCCUGGAGCCCCUGGUCAGCCUGGAGUCCCUGCAGCUACUCGUGUGGGCCCAGGGGACAGCAGAGCCACUUCCAGUCCUCCGCAUCCAGCUCAUGGGCCCCGGAAUGCCGAGAGGAGCAGUCCCAGAGCCAGCCAUGCCCACAGACCCCAUGCCCACCCCUGUGCCUACAGGGUGCCCAGCCCUGCAGCCUGGGGGACAGCUGGCUGCAGGGAGAGUGUCAGCAGUGCUCCUGCACCCCGGAAGGUGUGAUCUGUGACAACGCCGAGUGUUCAGUGCCCAGUGGCUGGAUGCUGUGGUCUCCUUGGUCUGACUGCUCUGUCUCCUGUGGAAGUGGACACCAGGUCCGCACCCGGACCUGCAUGGUGGUAGCCCCUCACCACAAGGGGCCACCCUGCUUGGGCUCUGACACCCAGACUCAGCACUGCGUGCAGCAGCAGUGUCUGCAGUUGCUGGACAUCUGCUCCUGGGGCCCAUGGGGUCCCUGUUCUCACACCUGCGGCCUGGGCCUCACAUCCCGCUCUGGGUCCUGCCCCUGCCUGGUAGCCAAGGCUGACCCCACGUGCAACAGCAAUUUCACACAUCUGGACACCCAAGCCUGUUACCCAGGGCCCUGCCUGGAGGAGUGUGUGUGGAGUGGCUGGAACAGCUGCACACGCUGCUCCCGCCAGGUGCCUGUCCAGCAGCGCUAUCACCACCAGCGACCAGCACCUGGCUGAGCUACUGAGGGGCCCUGCACACGGCUGGAUGGCCACUUCCGGCCGUGCCCCAUUGGCAACUGCUCAGAGCAGAGCUGCACACCUCCCUUUGAGCUCCAGGCCAGCGGCUCUGCCUGUGCAGGGCUCUGUGCCACACACAAGAGCCUUCAGCUCUGCCAGGACCUGCCUCCUUGCCAGCCUGGCUGCUACUGUCACAAGGGGCUGCUGGAACAGGCAAGGGGCUGUGUCCCCCCAGAGCAGUGUAACUGCCAGCACACCUCAAGAGAGGGAGGAGGGGUCACCCUGGCCCCCAGAGAACAUCUGCAGCUGGGCUGUAAGGAAUGUGAGUGCCAACUCGGAGAGCUGCGAUGCAUGAGCCAGGGCUGUGGAGGUCUUCUGUCUCUGAGCGACUGGUCUGAGUGGUCACCCUGUGGGCCCUGCUUGCCCCGAAACAUCUUGGCCCCUGCCUCCAGGGCCACACUGGAGGAGCUCUGGCCUCUGGACACAGCAGGCUUCUCUCCAACCUCAGCCCCACUGCUGGCUUUAGAGCAAUAUCGCCACCGCCUCUGUCUGGACCCUGAAACCAGGUGGCCCUGGGCUGGAGACCCUCGUCUGUGCACUGCACCCCUCAGCCAGCAAUGCCUCUGCCCUGACCCUGAAGCCUGCCCUGAUCCAUGCCAGUGGAGUCCUUGGGGACUCUGGAGCCCCUGCCAGGUGACCUGCAAUGGGGGAUUCCAGCUGCGCUGGAGAAAGGUGGAGUCCUCUUCAAGAGCUUGCCAGGGAGCAAGGGCUCAGACCAAGAGCUGCAAUGUGGGGUCCUGCCCAGGAGAGAGCUGUGAGACCCAGGGCACUGUGCUCACCCUUGACUGUGCCAACCAGUGCCCUUGAAGCUGUAUCGACCUCUGGGACCAUGUUCAGUGUCUACAGGGACCCUGUCGCCUAGGCUGCCGCUGUCCCCCAGGCCAGCUGGUACAGGAUGGGCGCUGCGUGCCCAUCUCCUCCUGCCACUGUGGCCUCCCCAGUGCCAAUGCUCCAUGGGAGCUGGCUCCAGCCCAAGUGGUGCAGCUGGAUUGCCACAACUGCGCCUGCAUCAAUGGGUCUCUGGCAUGCCCACACCUUGAGUGCCCACUCCUGGGACCUUGGUCGGCCUGGAGCAGGUGCUCAGCUGUGUGUGGUGGGGGCAUCUCAAAACACCACCGGAGCUGCAAGGGACAUCCUGGGGCAGCACCAGGCCAGGCCCAGGACACGGAGCAACAGCAAGAGUGUAACCUGCAGCCCUGUCCUGAGUGCCCUCCUGGGCAAGUGCUUAGCACCUGUGCCACCUCCUGCCCAAGGCUCUGCUCACACCUGCACCCUGGCACUAUCUGUGUGCGGGAACCCUGCCAGCCUGGCUAUGGCCGCCCUGAAGGGCAGCUGCUGUACAAUGGCAUGUGUGUGCCCUCUGCCGCUUGCCCCUGCACCCAGCGCUCCCUGCCCUGGAGGCUCAGCCUGAGCCCUGAAGAGCUGGCUCAGGAGCUGCCCCCAGGGACCACGUUCACCCAGAACUGUACCCAUUGUGUCUGCCAAGGUGGCACCUUCAGCUGCUCCCUCACUGACUGCCCAGAGUGUCCCUCUGGGGAAAGGUGGCACCAGGUGGCCCUGGGGAAGCUGGGACCCUGCGAGCAGACAUGCCGGGAGACAAAUGUCACAGAGGCUCAGAGCAACUGCAGUGUGGUGCAGGCCCCGGGCUGUGUGUGCCAGCAAGGACACUUCUGCAGCCAGGCAGGCCGCUGCGUCCCCGCAGAGCACUGCGAGUGCUGGCACCUCGGGCGUCCUCACCUGCCUGGGUCCAAAUGGCAGGAGGGCUGUGACAGCUGCCACUGCCUAGGAGGGACUAGUGUCUGCACCCAGCUCUGCCCUCGACUCACCUGUGCUCAGGGUGAGGUCCUGGUGCAGAAGCCAGAAAGCUGUUGUCCCACUUGCCACCGGGAGACUCUCGAGGAGCAGCCAGCCUCCUGCCAGCACCUCACUGAGCUUCGCAACCUUACCAAGGGGCCCUGCCACCUGGACCAGGUAGAAGUGAGCUACUGCAGUGGGCACUGCCCAUCCAGCACCAACGUCAUGGCUGAGGAGCCCUACCUGCAGAGCCAGUGCGACUGCUGCAGCUACCGCCUAGACCCCGACAGCCCGGUAAGGAUCCUGCACCUGCGCUGUCCCGAAGGCCACACCGAGCCAGCGGUGCUGCCCGUGAUCCACAGCUGCCAGUGCAGUGCCUGCCAAGGAGGCGAUUUCUCAAAGUGCUGACAGGCUCUGCUGGGUGUGACCAUUGCUGUCCUUCUGUGUCCAUAGGGCUCCUCACACUGAUCAGCUCCUUCAGUACUCACCCACCUGUCCCAGACCUGAAAUCCAUGCCUGACAUUAGCAUGUCCCAAAUAAAGUAACUGCAGCCACUCCACGUGUAGAG
Messenger RNA from Fukomys damarensis (Damara mole-rat), 14343 nucleotides. RefSeq names its product SCO-spondin, pseudogene (gene Sspop). Gene Ontology annotation, molecular function: protein binding. Lineage: Eukaryota; Metazoa; Chordata; Mammalia; Rodentia; Bathyergidae. The record is from RefSeq and is a predicted model, not a curated record. Gene Ontology annotation, cellular component: extracellular matrix.